Aspergillus chevalieri is the source of this 621-nucleotide messenger RNA. Its product is annotated as Mic19 family protein. The transcript has 3 exons. Lineage: Eukaryota; Fungi; Ascomycota; Eurotiomycetes; Eurotiales; Aspergillaceae. The coding region runs from base 1 to 621 and encodes 206 amino acids. The record is from RefSeq and is a predicted model, not a curated record.
AUGGGCGCCGGCAACUCCAAGCCUGAGGCUUCGGCCGGCUCGAAACAUGUUUUCUCGAGCAACUCCCCCGUUCAAUUCUCCUCGAACCUCGUCGAGGCCCUCCAGACCAGCUCCGAGACCGACUCCUCCCGCGCAAAGACCCUCGAACUCCAGAUUCAAGAGCGCGUAGCCAAGGAACUCGAACGCCUCCGCGAACGCGAGCAGAAGACACUGGCAGACAUCGAACAGCGCCUGGCCGAAGUCAAAGACACCGCCGCUACCGCUACCGCUACCUCCACACCAAACAUCAGCCACACCCCCGGCUCUCUGGACCUGGACGCUCCCCGAAUCCCCUUCGCUGGUCGGGAGUACACCCCCGUUGCUGCGCCGGUGGACCGUCCGAUUAACCGUGAUCUAACGCGGACCGCAGUGCAGACCGAGAUCGAUCAGCUGCGGGAGAAGCUCGAUGGACGGAAGAAGCUUAUUGAGGUUGGUGAGAAUGUUGAGCGGGCGAGAUCGGAUGUCGCCAGCUGUUUGCGGUUGAACGACCGGCGGCCUCUGGACUGCUGGAAGGAGGUUGAGGGGUUCAAGCGGGAGGUUGCUAAGCUCGAGGAGACUUUUGUGGACCGUGUCGUUGGUUAG